This is a messenger RNA of Astrephomene gubernaculifera, 3183 nucleotides long. NCBI's taxonomy places the organism in Eukaryota, Viridiplantae, Chlorophyta, Chlorophyceae, Chlamydomonadales, Astrephomenaceae. The record is from the annotation of a GenBank genome assembly.
ACGGACGAGUACUGAAAUAACUUUAGUGCGGAAGUUGGGGAUUAAACAACGCCCCUCCAGCUCCCCGGCAAUAGGGCUGGCGGCCCACCAAUGUCAUAGAGAACUUUUUGCUCCUUGGAGCAUACGUAAGCAAUAAGCCAAUACCUGAACCUACGAAACUCAAGUAAAGCACGCCCUCACACCUUGCCUCGUAACCAUGGGCCGGCCUAAGGGGUGCCCAGGCGGUCCCGGCCGGCCCAAAGCAACACCUGAGUCUCGCAAGCAGUAUGGAAAAACCAGUAUGAGCUUCAGCAUAACGGAGCUUAAGGUCUUAAACCGGAUGAUGAGGACUCCUUGGUGGCGAACACAAAUGCGCAACUCCGGCUGCUGCAAGUGCUUGAAGAAAGAGCCGAAAUGUCAGCAGGUGCAUCACCUAUUCAGGUUUUUGGCUUCAGGUUUCCUUGACGACCUACUCGUGGGCUUAAGGGAUGACCUCCUGGAACUAUGUAAGCAGCUUGGAAGCACGGUACAGGCGAGCAAGCUGUCAGAACGUCUCCGGGAAGUCGCAGACAAGUUGCCGCCCAACGUGCUUGGGCCCGACCCAAGCGAUGACGUCGACUUCGCCGUGCAGAAGGCACAGAAGGCGGAGCAAAAGGAGUACUUGCGGGCGGAGUCCUUGGACGACGAGAGCCUUGAGCAGGAGCUGCAGCACCUGCAGCAGCGGCAACACCAAAUCCAGCAGCAAAUCGCAGCCGCACAGGUCCAAUCACACCUGCAAGCCCAGGGCCAUGCCCACCCGCUCCCCGCACCGCCUGUGCCGCUGCCGGGCCACCCGGAACCGCAGCCACCCGCCCCGUUGCUGCAGCAGCUGGGGGUGGGUCUGGGGCCGGUCGGAGUCAAUUCCAUCUCGCCUACAUCCACCACGCCGCUUCCUAGGGUAGAGCAGCAGCAGCAGCCGCACGCUCUGGGCCACGGCGGUGGGCCCACCUGGCUGCAAAUGGCUGGCAUGCCGCCGCCGAGCCUGCCGCAGCCGCCACCAGCAGCAGCCCCCAUGCCCUCUUCCUCGCUGCUGCCCUCAGACCCACCGGCCGCGCAACACCCAGAUGAGUUGAUGCACCCUUGCUUGGCUGAUUACGAAGCUGCGGAGGCGGUACUCGCCGCUUUGGUGGCGGAUCCCCAGCUGCACGCGCAGCAGCACUGCCACCCGCGCCACAGCCACCAUCAAGGUGAGGUUGCGGCGGCGGCGGCAGUGCUGCAGCCAAGCGGCGCCAGCCAGAGCGAUGCGGUUGCAGUAGCAGUAGACAUUGUGCAGGGGCAGCUGCCGUGCUUGAUGCCACGGACGCCGCCGGUGCUGCCAGGCACAUGCGAGAUAGGAUCGCAGCAGGUGAUGCUGCUACCGGGUGGAUAUGCAGCCGAUCCGCCAGCUCUUUGCACGGCUACUGCUGCUACAGCAGCGAUGUCAGCUGCUCCCUCGUUCAUGGGGACGGGGCCUUUGGCAGGGUUGUUAGGCCCGCAGCCGCUGGUGUCAGCCCUGCCAGUUGGGUUUUCGUAACGGGUGUAGUUUACUGCAUGUAGGCAUUUUGUAAACUUCUUGCUUUUGGCCUAGUAUGGAUACUAUUUUGGUUUCGACUUCACCCUCGGUUCAUUUGCGAUACAGCGGAUGCGGAUACGAUACCGGUACUGCAAAAUUGCAGACGAGCAGUCGGCGCAGACGAACGUUACUGUGCGCUAUAUGGCCGAUGGAAAUGCAUUUUAUGGCCGCCGGAAUGGCCUAUACCGGAGUUUUGAGAUGUCAGGAAGGCAUGUGGAAGCAGCGUCCUGUCAUGUUAGCUAGGAAUGCACCUGGACAUAGCAAGAUAGCAUGCGUGCCUGAAAGACAUGUGGCAUGGCACUGCUGCUUGUCGUGUCAGUGCAGGGGGCAAGCAACAUUGAGCGCGUUGUUGAUGUGCUGCAUGACGCGCUCGUGGCGUUUUUGUGCAGAUUAUGUCAGGAGUGCACAAGGCGUGAAGGGGUGCAGCUGUGAAAUGCGGCUCGGGACGACUGUUGCCUUCACCAAGGCAAGAUUUCACCUUCGUCCAGAGACAUGUGGUAACAUGGAUGGAGCAUUCCGCUGGGUGGUGUGUAUCAUGCUGCAGUAGGGCUGUCCGCAGUGAGUACUAUGGGUUUGUGCCCCGGAUGCGAUGCGCUGUUUGCUAUCCUUUCAUAUUACUGACGAUGUUGGGUCUGGCGUCCAUGUCUUUGAGACGUCUCACAGCGGUGUGUGCGGACAGCAGAACUGUAGUCGCCGGGAUUACGGCUUGUACGACCAGGAGGAGGGCUACAUGGCGCGUGAGGUUGUGAUCAACUAUCUAUUCCAGAGGACUUUCAAUAAUAUUCCUUCAUCUUCUUGGUCUGUCAGAUGUUUAGCUAGGACCCUUUUGUAAUUGCGACAAAAGCGGUGGCUGUCCUUGAAAGGACUUUGUAAUUCUACUGCCUUGCACCCUGUAGUAGGCAAGCAAGAAAUAUAAUGGCCGACGAGCAGCAGCGGCUUGCGGCAAUGAUGGCUGCGCAAGGGUGCACCCUCACAAGAGGAGCUUGAAGCUCAAGAGGAAGCUAAGCGGAGUGCUGAGGAGCAGCGGCGAACCAUGCUGGCUGCCUGCAUGACCGGGGAAGCGCGGGAACGAUUGUCCCGCAUUGCCAUCGUGAAGCCCGACAAGGCGAGGAGCGUGGAGAACAUGAUUCUGGGCGCGGCGCAGCGGGGGGCGCUCAGUAGCAAGGUGACGGAGGAGCGGCUGGUGGAGCUGCUGGAGCAGAUCAACGAGCGCGAGGGCGCCAGCAAGCCCAAGAUCACCAUACAGCGGCGCAGGCCCAACCUCUUCGACGAUGAUUGAGGAGCCCGACACCCGACGACACACAGCGGGGCGGGAGCAUACAGCGGUAACAUGGGCAACGGGCAGCGUGGUGUAGGCCGUUGCUGCAUGGAGCCUUACCCGUUCCUGGUGUGUCUGGCCUCGGUCGCUGAAAGGUAGCGUUGGGGUUCAGCUGAGAGCGAGGCGUGCAUGUGGGGUCUUGUUGUUGAUGCUGUCAAAACACUCCGUGCAGCUGACGCUCUGUGCGGCUUACGAGGAAGUAGGGGAAAGACCGCUUCCACAGAUCUAUGUGGUGUGGAGACCGGAUAGAGUGGGAUAAGGGUUUGACACUUGACUGUGGUGCAGCUGGGAGGUG